CUCGCCCUAAGCGGCCUCUACUUCCGGGUCAGAGCUCAGAUUUAACGGGUAGAGAGCAACCCACCAGAACAGGCGUGAGUAAUAGAAAUAGGAUAACGUCGUUUUUCUUAAAGAGACAGGCUCAAGGCAAUUGGAGUCAAUCCAGCGGCUGUGAGGGCGAUUUAGCUAUUCUGCAUCCAAUCACCGGGCGAUAUUCUGGAAGACAGGCUCGGGUUUCAGCCCACUGAGGAAGAGACAUGAAGAAGCGGAUUGUUUCCCAGGUGAGGAGAAGAGGACAGCCUUAGACAACCUGUUGCAAACGCUUAAGGCGCGGCCAGUCUCGUCCUCUAAUCUUGCCCACUCCCAUCCCAAGCUUCACAAAGCAGAGCUUCUGGUCUCUGUUUCAGCUAUGAAAGGAAUGAGGCGAAGAGAAGAUGAGUCACACAGUGCUUCAACUUCGGAGCCAGGACUAGACUCGGGUUUGCCCCGCUCUCUGGCCAGGUUCUUUACCCCGUCUUGCUGAUGCGGAUGGCAAGGGGAUGGCCUGUCCUUAGCGAAGACCAACCUAGACCGUGAGCCUUCUGCGAUGGGCGGUCGGGACUACCCAUCGCCUCAUUGCCCGCCUACCCGGGAACUCCCGGGACCUGCAGCGGCAGUCUCUGGGAGGGGAGCAGGGCUACCCGUCCGCGUCAUCUGAUGCUGUUUCCUGCAGGAGGGAGAAGAGCGGAAAAAAGUGAAACUCCACCCUCCACCUCUGCCUCCCGCCCCCGGGGCCAAAGUACAAAGGGAGGAGGAAGAAGGGAACGGGGUUGGAGCCGUCGGGCUGAGAGAGCCGGGCUGGGAAGCGGCAGCUCUGCCCAACUAGGGACACUCCAGCCAUCCUCUGCGCAAAGAGACCCAGCCGGAGUCCAGGCGCUGCCCUUUGCUGGCCACACCUUGCGCCUGGCAAGUGCCCGAGCCAGCCUCCCAGGACUGCUCCGGGACUGAGGGACUUUCGGGCCCCUCCAAGCUGGCCAUGGUGAGACGCCGGAGGCCCCGGGGUCCCAUCCCCAGAGCCUGACCACACUACCCUGGGCAGCCCUCUAGAAGCCCGAGAUGCCGGGGGCCGGGAGGCAAUACUCCUGGCUCCCCAGAGAGGUUUGGGUCUGGGGCUGAGGGCCAGGGCCCGGAUGCCCAGGUUCCGGGACUAGGGCCUUGGCAGCCAGCAGGGGUGGGGACCAGGGGCACCCAGGGAAGGAACCCCACUUGCCACAAUAUUGGCUGACAGCCAUGGAGCCCUUGAAGAACCUCUUUCUCAAGAGCCCUCUGGGGUCAUGGAACGGCAGUGGCAGUGGGGGCGGUGGGGGCGGUGGCGGAGGUUGGCCAGAGGGGUCCCCGAAGACAGCGGCUUAUGCCAACCCGGUUUGGACAGCCCUGUUUGACUACGAACCCAAUGGGCAGGACGAACUGGCCCUGAGGAAGGGCGACCGUGUGGAGGUGCUGUCCCGGGACGCAGCUAUCUCGGGCGAUGAGGGCUGGUGGGCGGGCCAGGUGGGCGGCCAGGUGGGCAUCUUUCCAUCCAACUAUGUGUCUCGGGGCGGUGGCCCGCCCCCCUGCGAGGUGGCCAGCUUCCAAGAGCUGCGGCUGGAGGAGGUGAUCGGCAUCGGCGGCUUCGGCAAGGUCUACCGCGGCAGCUGGCGAGGCGAACUGGUGGCUGUGAAGGCAGCCCGCCAGGACCCCGAUGAGGACAUCAGUGUGACAGCUGAGAGCGUGCGUCAGGAGGCCCGGCUUUUCGCCAUGCUGGCACACCCCAACAUCAUCGCCCUCAAGGCUGUGUGCCUGGAGGAGCCCAACCUGUGCUUGGUGAUGGAGUAUGCAGCCGGUGGGCCCCUCAGCCGCGCCCUGGCUGGGCGGCGUGUGCCCCCCCACGUGCUGGUCAACUGGGCUGUGCAGAUUGCCCGUGGGAUGCACUACCUGCACUGUGAGGCCCUGGUGCCCGUCAUCCACCGAGAUCUCAAGUCCAACAACAUUCUGCUGCUGCAGCCCAUUGAAGGCGAUGACAUGGACCACAAGACCCUGAAGAUCACCGACUUUGGCCUGGCCCGAGAGUGGCACAAAACCACACAAAUGAGUGCUGCGGGCACCUAUGCCUGGAUGGCUCCUGAGGUUAUCAAGGCCUCCACUUUCUCUAAGGGCAGCGAUGUCUGGAGUUUUGGGGUGCUGCUGUGGGAGUUGCUGACUGGGGAGGUGCCCUACCGUGGUAUCGACUGCCUUGCCGUAGCCUACGGAGUAGCUGUCAACAAGCUCACACUGCCCAUCCCAUCCACCUGCCCCGAGCCCUUCGCACAGCUCAUGGCAGACUGCUGGGCGCAGGACCCCCACCGCAGGCCCGACUUUGCCUCCAUCCUGCAGCAGUUGGAGGCGCUAGAGGCGCAGGUCCUACGGGAAAUGCCGCGGGACUCCUUCCAUUCCAUGCAGGAAGGCUGGAAGCGUGAGAUCCAAGGCCUUUUCGACGAACUCCGAGCCAAAGAAAAGGAGCUCCUGAGCCGCGAGGAGGAGCUGACCCGCGCGGCGCGUGAGCAGCGGUCACAGGCAGAGCAGCUACGGCGGCGCGAGCACCUGCUGGCUCAGUGGGAGCUGGAGGUGUUCGAGCGCGAGCUGACGCUGCUACUGCAGCAGGUGGACCGGGAGCGGCCGCACGUGCGCCGCCGCCGCGGCACCUUCAAGCGCAGCAAGCUCCGCGCUCGAGACGGCGGCGAGCGCAUCAGCAUGCCCCUCGACUUCAAACACCGCAUCACCGUGCAGGCCUCACCCGGCCUGGACCGGAGGAGAAACGUCUUCGAGGUUGGGGCUGGAGACUCGCCCACCUUCCCCCGGUUCCGGGCCAUCCAGUUGGAGCCUGCUGACCCAGGCCAGGCCUGGGGCCGCCAAUCCCCUAGACGUCUGGAGGACUCCAGCAAUGGAGAGCGGCGAGCAUGCUGGGCCUGGGGCCCCAGCUCCCCGAAGCCUGGGGAAGCCCAGAACGGGAGGAGAAGGUCCCGCUUGGACGAAGCCACGUGGUACCUAGAUUCAGAUGACUCAUCCUCCUUGGGAUCUCCUUCGACACCCCCAAUGCUCAAUGAAAUUACACUGCCCCGAGCGCGCUGUGCUGCAGAGACUGAACUGAGAAUUGGAAGGCCCAGGGGCCAGCUUGGACUCACCUGCUCUAGAAUGUACCAAGCCAGAAGGGCCAAUAGGGAUCUUAAAGUCCUGUCACCCCAGGUGUGUAGGUUGAAGCGGCCCCCACCAUGUUCUGCAGAGUCCCAGCCUUGCUCGUCCUGGGCAAGCAGGAGCAGGGGCACAGGGCCUGAACCCCACCCUUCUCAAGGGGGCUCGGGGCGCGAGCGCGGGGAGCCCCCACCAACCGCCCGCGCCCCGCCGCAGCCUACCCCUGCCGAGCCUCCCUCCUCCCAGCUCAUCCGCUUCUCCCCCAAGAGGCCCGACGCCCCCGCCUCCCCGCCGAGCCCGGACGCCCCCGGCCCGCCCACCCCUGCGCCCCUGCUGCUGGAUCUGGGGGUCCCCGUGGGCCAGCUGUCAGCCAAGAGCCCCCGGCGCCGCGGCGAGGAGAGGCGCGGAAGUGCUGUCUCACCCCCACCGGGGAUAUCACGCUCUGCGCCUGGCACCCCAGGCACCCCACGCUCACCGCCCCUGGGCCUCAUCAGCCGACCUCGACCCUCACCCCUUCGCAGCCGCAUUGACCCGUGGAGCUUCGUGUCAGCCGGGCCACGGCCUUCGCCUUUGUCCUCGCCACAGCCUGCGCCCCGCCGGGCACCCUGGACCUUGUUCCCAGACUCGGACCCCUUCUGGGACUCUCCACCUGCCAACCCCUUCCGGGGGGGCCCUCAGGACUGUAGGGCACAGACCAAAGACAUAGGUGCCCAGGCCCCGUGGGCGCCAGAGGCAGGGCCCUGAGUGGGCCGGGCUGUUGCCCCCGCUCCCGCUGCCCUGCAGGAGCCACCGUAUACACUGGAACAGGAGCUGGGCAAGCCUCUGUCGCUGCCUUGGUUUCCCCCAGGUCCCCACCCCCUCUGGGGGUCAGGAACACUACACUGCACAGGAAGCCUUCACACUGGAUGGGGGGAGCCUGCACCCCCCCACAUGCCUGCAACCUGUGGGUCCCCCGACUUACCUGCCCCUUUGGGGCCCAACACUGUACCCAGCCGGUUGGGAGGACCAGAGCCUGUCUCAGGGAAUCGCCCCCAGGGGUGGUGCAGGAAGGAGGGGACGUACAGGGGAGAGGGGCUGUCACCAGCACUUUUGACCAAGCCCUGCUACUGUGGCCCCUGUCCCGGGGCUUAGUUCCUGGACCCCUGCCCCCCCAGCCCUGGGGGCCAUCUGGGGCCAGGACUCUGGGUGCCUUCCUGCCGCCCCGGCCAGGGUUGGGGCUUCGGCCUCAGGAUCCAAUGAAGCCAAAUAAACUCCCCAAGCUGUCUCCCCCA
Suricata suricatta (meerkat) is the source of this 4436-nucleotide messenger RNA. It is a transcript of the gene MAP3K11, whose product is annotated as mitogen-activated protein kinase kinase kinase 11. Gene Ontology annotation, biological process: protein phosphorylation; microtubule-based process; positive regulation of apoptotic process. Lineage: Eukaryota; Metazoa; Chordata; Mammalia; Carnivora; Herpestidae. The coding region runs from base 1249 to 3909 and encodes 886 amino acids. Gene Ontology annotation, cellular component: centrosome. Gene Ontology annotation, molecular function: protein binding; JUN kinase kinase kinase activity; ATP binding. The transcript has 11 exons. The record is from RefSeq and is a predicted model, not a curated record.